AAUUAGGUCAGUAAUUCUGUUUUACAUUCUAUCCUUUGUAAAAGUUUGAGAAGUCCUGUAGCCGGUAAACGUUUCGGUCGAGUGGACAACUUGAACAGAGGAAAUAUGAACACCAUGGCCAAUAUUUUACGGCUUAAAAUUCAGAGGCAUCUGUUUAUCAUGUAAACACUUUGGGGUGUUCUGCACCUGUUGACGGUAUUUGUUGAUCGUCACGCUGGUUUUGUGAUCGUUAUAAGAAAUCUUCAAGAUUUUCUUCUUACAUUCUUCUAUCUGUGAUUGAGCAGAAGUGCAAAGUCUUGACUGUUUAGGUGAAGGUUACAGACAGUGACGAUGUUGUUAUUUUAUAUGGCGUUUGCAUCUAUGGCUUCAAUGGCAGUCAUGGGGAAGGCUUUGAUAUCGGAGAAAGUUAUUUCAUACCCAAGAUCUAACCGAACUGCGUCAACUAUGCGGAAGAAGUCAUAUCCAGGCUCAUUUAGAAGUCUAAGUUCAACUUCUCGUUUGGCGUCUCCACCGGCAUCAUCUCCUCAUUCUCACCGUUCAAUAAACAAAACCCGCCCCUCAAACGAGCGGACUCAUGCAGGUAAUCCAGCUACAUCGACACUCCGAUUUCACUGCUUCAGCUACCCAGGUGCACCUGCAAUGGAUCGUAGCGAGAUAUUUGAAAUCAAAGGGAAAUCUUUCAAAAGUGAUGGUUGCUGGAGGGAUAACCGAGAUCGUGCGAUAGAAAAAUUAGAAGGAAAGCAUCCUCUCUUAAAAGAAUCAGAUUACAGAUCUCGCGUGAAUGCUCUCAUGAAAUGUGCUGAGGUAGCUCUCGCGAAAAAUUUACCUAUGUUCGCCCUGCAAAAUGGAGGGCAGUGCUUUGGAGGAAUAGAUACUGGGAAAACAUUUAGAAAAUAUGGACCGAGUGCGGCAUGCUGCGAUGGAAACGCAAAAGGCGGUAGAAGAUAG
Messenger RNA from Stylophora pistillata, 948 nucleotides. RefSeq lists its product as uncharacterized. NCBI's taxonomy places the organism in Eukaryota, Metazoa, Cnidaria, Anthozoa, Scleractinia, Pocilloporidae. The record is from RefSeq and is a predicted model, not a curated record.